Molecule: messenger RNA, 10198 nt
Organism: Caenorhabditis auriculariae
Lineage: Eukaryota; Metazoa; Nematoda; Chromadorea; Rhabditida; Rhabditidae
Source: the annotation of a GenBank genome assembly
AUGUUCUCGCAAGAAAACCGGAUCACCGACCUCAAGAACCUCACUUGGCUGCACCUCGUCGUGUUCGCCGAGUUUAUCGUCACGGCUAUCCUGUUCAUCUUCACCACAGGUUCGCCACAGCAUCAGAAUCCCCGAAACAGGGCUCCUUAAGUUGGCGUCGCCAUCGGAGAGCAAGUGUGCCCCGUCUUCCUUCUCUCUCUGCUCCAGUUCGGAAUCGCUCUCCCGGGCCUGGUCUACAUCAUUCGCGGCGACACUGGUGAUCCUGGGACUUGAAGCUUGAUCAUCUCCUUACUGCAGUUUGCCUCGCCAUCUACAUCUCCCUUCAAAGCAUCACUGGAGUCUGUGAACUUGUUUGGUUCGGUAUUCAGCUGGCAAAGUUGGCAGAGUUCCUCGUCAUUGCCGCGUUGGCCUCCCUGGCCAUUCUACAAGUGGGCUUCAAUAAGGAUCUCUUGAAUCCUUCCCUCUUUGGUCCGAACAAGAGAGCGAAAUUUUUGUACAAAUCCAAAUUACUUUUGCUAUUUAGAUUUCGCUACAGCGUAAAAAGUUGCGUUAUAAGGUCCGAUUAUCGUUUUGAGCCCAUUUCAAAUCAAAAAUCGCACAUAGAAAUCUUGAAGUAAAUCUAUAACAGCUACUGGGAAAAUUCUUAGUGGCCACUAUACAGGCUCGCCAAGAAUUACUUGGAGAGGACACUAAAGUGGCCACUAGUUUCCGUUUUAGUGGCCACUUCAGUAGUUUUUCAUCCAGUAUUCCUUCCAGUAACUCUGAUAAUUUUAAAACACACAGAUUGGACCAGUUAUGAUGAUCCAUUGACCCCUAAAGUGGCCACCAAAAAUUUUUUUUGGUCUAGUAGUAGCACUUAGACCUCUGUAGUGGCCAUUAUUUUUAACCCCUUGAGGCGCCACUAAUUUGACUACUAUAGUGGCCACUAAAUAUUUUUCCAGUACAUAAGAGAUAACAAAUCCUUUUAAUUUUUUCGAUGUACCAGGUGAUGAUCCUGAAAGUCUCAACCUCUUAGUUUUCAACAAAAAAAAGGGGUUAAAGUCGAAAAGAACCCUUCAAAAAGGUUAUUUUUGAACCAAUUUUUCGGAAAAUCUAAAAAACGAAAAAUAAAAUGACCUCUCAAGUCAUAUCACAGUGUUAAACCUUCCACAGAUCGUUUCCAUUGUGGUUGCGAGUUUUUUCCGCCACACACUUUUGAAUGGCUCGAGGGUGGAAGCCGCACGGAGUAACGAGUCGAACGUCCUGAACGAUUCGAACUUGACUAUCAGCUACUCUUCGCAAACGCAGCCCGAGAUGCACAGUUGGUAUAUGUCAAGCUUCCGAAUCUGAUGACGAUGUUCAGAUGCGUCCGUGUCCCUGGGCGAGUCGACUCGUUCUUCGGCUCCAGAGGACAGUAGAACGGAAACGAGCGCCCAUACGCCGCAUCGGUCUUCUAAGAACAGUAGUCGUAGCGAAAAGUUGAGGAGGAAAAGCAGAAAGAACAAGGCUGCGAAUCUUGAAGAGAAGAUCGAGAAAAUUGCGUGAGUGUAAUAAAAAGAAGUUUUAAAAAAAUGAAAUGAAGGCAAUUCAAGGGCGCAUACAUAGAGACCGCAAAGCCCCGCCCCUUUUCGCGACUCUGAACUCUAUAAUCGAUCUUUCGGGUUCAGGCAAAGUCCAAACGACCUCAAAGUGGCCCUUAAAGCUCACUUUUGAGUUCUUAAAAAGGUGUCAAAAGUUUCUUGGAAUCUUCUUUUUUCCGCGUCCUAUUUUUAAUCUCCUUAAAAGGUCCUUUUCAGAAAAAAAAAAGUCUAAAAAAGGGGCCUUUGAGGCCUUUUGAGACCUUUUGGACUUUGCCCGUGUUGGUUGCCUCAUUCGGGAUUCGAAUGUCUGCGCUCUCUUCUCUCUCAACGCUGACGUCAGAACAAAUCAAAAUAGCACGUAAACCUGAGAGGAAAGAGACCGCAGACAAACCGAAUAUUAUUGAGAUCAAAGAGUUUACCGGCUUGACAUUUUUCGCAUGUCUGCGUCUCUCUGUUCCCUCACCGCGAGGCUAGAGAAACAUGGAAACAUCACGGGAACAUGAGAGAGACGUCGAGAGAUAAGGAGGGCGCAGAGAAGUCAAGUUGCAAAAAACGGACCACGCGGAAGAAACAACCUUGCAAAAAUCGAAAAAAGCUGAAAAUUAAUUUUUUACCAUGAUAAGGGAGACGAAUUUUUGGUCGUUGAUCAUUAUUAGCCGUGAUAAUCUUUCAUCAUACUGAUAGAAGAAGAAAUUUAUUGCAGGUCUCCGAGCGGCGUCUCCAUAUCGAGCCUCCCCAGCGAGCUUCCUUCCACCGCCCAGGUAAACGUCACUGAUACUUUCAAAAAAACAUGGUUGAUAGUUCAAGAGUACGACCGUGUGAUUCUCUUCUCCGACCUGUCUUUUUCUCAUCCUUGGCGCCUUGUUAAUAAAACUCUUCGUUGUCUCGUUGCUGUUCUGUUUUGUGUUGGUUUGUGAAGGGGGGGCGUGAAGUCGUGACGCGCGCAAUUUUUUGCUGAAGUCUCAAGGUCGACGGCAACCGCUCGUUUUGUUACCCUUUUUUUGACCCGAAGUGCGACGAAGGCCGCCGAAGAAUGCGGCUGACGACGGUGUUCGCGGCCUUGUUCGGCGUGUGGCCGUCGCCGUCAGAAGCGGUGCAUGUGGCGUUGUUCCCCUCGACGGGAUGCUUCAGCCACGACGUGAUGAUGCGUCAGGUCGGCUCGAGCAUCAACGCCGACCGCUUCACUUGGGUCCAGACGUUUCUCUACGACUUUGGCUUUGGCCAGAUCGCCUUGCCGAGCUCCUGGCGACGCAUCAGCCUCUGGGGCUUUGACAGUCAAGGUCGUUUUAUAUUGUCGAUUUGAAGAUGACCGAGUUACCUGCUUUCAGGCCAGAAGCUGAUCGAAGAGGCUGGCGCCUUGCUCUGGGAGCUGAACGUUCCUUUUGACAUCGAUCGUCCGUUCGAUUUGCGAGGCAUUUCGUCCUUUCUCGUGUAGGUUGAUUCUUAUAGUAACCGUAGCUAUGUUUUUUCACUGUAUUUUAUUCUUUUCAAUGUUUGUUGUGUGUUUUUGGCUUCGUGAGAUGUUUCUUGUGUUCACAAAGUUCAGGUUCAAAAUGAUCAUUGGGUUCAAUUUGUAAAGGUCACAGCUUGAAUGGUUAUUGGUCCAUAGGGGAUGAUCUACAAGGAUAUAGUCCGUUUUUCGCGACUUCUCUGCGCCCUCCUCAUCUCUCGACGUCUCUCUCAUGUUUACAUGCUUUUUCCAUGUUUUUCUGACCUCACCGGUAGGGACCGCAGACCAAUUUUCGAAAAAUUUUUUUCAGCAUUGAGCUUUGCAUGGUUUGAUAGCUGUUUCGAUUCGAAACUCAGAACCGUUUAGUUUUUCAGAAAAGAUUGAGGAUGAAAAAAGUUAUGACGAAAAAUGUGGCGCGCUGCGCACCAUUUUUUUAGUACUGAAAUUUUGGUAUUAUCCAUUUUAGACAUUUUUCUCGAUUUUUCUUUUAGAACAAUUUUUGAUACUGGUCUAUUAUGAUGUAAGAAAUCAUAAUAGAGCUCUAAAAUGAUGAAAAUUAGCUAGUUUGCCGAAAAAGUCGGUAUUUUCCAGAAAACAAAAAACUGACGCUUGCGGGUAUCGAACUCGCGACCUCAAAAUGAAAAAUCGCAGCGCACGCCCUGCGAUUUUUUUUUUCCAAGCUGUUAGGUCUUGCGAAGGGAGCUUCCAUCCGCCAUACCCUUGAGCCGUUUGAAUAGCACAGAUUGCCUAUUUCAAAAAAAUAAAAAAAUUUGAAGUAAUUUAGCUAUUUUUUUAUCAGAAAAAUGUUCGCAAAUCUUUACUCAAAUUUUUCCGUGGAAAUUCACUUCGAAAAAAACAGUUUUUUUCAGUGCUUUUUUUGCCUCGUUUAACGAUCACUGCAUUAAAAACGGCCCCGUAAAUUUUUUUGGCAAAGACGAAUUUUUUUAUUUUAUUCUUUUUAAUUAAAAACAUUUUUUUACUAAUAAAUGUAUAUAAUCGUUUGAAAAAAACCUGCGUUCGACCGCUUUUUUUGUUUGAUAAACGCCGCUAAUUUUAUUCUCUAGUUUCAAGAGCAUUUUUUUGCGUAUUAAACAACUUUUUUUCAAGCACAUAGGCUGUGAAGAAAAAAAUUUAAGUAAGCCCAUGGUCUAAAUUUUGAAAAAAACAAAAAAACUCGAUUAUAUUCGCUUAUUAACGAUAUUUUUGAAUUAUGACUUUCGGCACUCCCUAAAAAUUUUUUUGGCAAAGACGAAUUUUUUUAUUUUAUUGUUUUAAAAUUACCGUUACUUGAAUCAAAAAUCAUUAUAUAAAAAAAGAAAGAGUGCGUUCGACCUGAAAAACACAUGAAAAAAAGCAAAAAAAUGACAAAAAUUUUUUUAGUUCCAUUCACGUUUUUUUGUACGACAUUCCGCGAGAACGCAUCAAAAAAAGCGUGAAAUAUUUUUUUUAAACGAAAGAGGAAGCUUUUUCUGUACAUGUGUGUCAAAUUUUAUUCGCCAGUUCCACAUAUUUUACAACUACAACAAAAUGAAAGUUGAAAACCAAAAAAAAAACCACUUUUUCUAUCGCGAAAAGGGGCGCGGCUUUGCGGUCCCUACUCACCGGUGAGGGAACAGAGAGACGCAGAUACGCGAGAACUGUCAAGUCGCGGCUAACGGACUAUUCACGAUUCUACUGAAAAAUAGCGAUGGUGUCCAAUUAAUAUUAGCUUUGCAGAAUGCUCCAGCGGCACCAAAAAAGCUGCGAGAAGAUGAUGUCGGACUCGCGGUUCCAACGUCUUCGGCAUGAGAAUGUGGACGUUGUCGUUCUUGACCACUUUCUACAGGUAUGGCCUUUUUUUGUAAAAAAAGUGUUUUACUCGAAACUCUUUGAAAGAAUGAUUUUAUUUCAUUUUUUUGGAGGGGGUUGUUAUAAUAAAUGAUUGCAACGAGAACGUAAGAUUAGAAAGAAAGUAAGAGAUAGACCGGAGAAUAACGAUACGAGGCUAACCCUAACUAGUUGAAAAAGAGCUGGAAGUUAUGACACAGUAUUCUGGAAGGGAUUUGAUCAACUCAUACAGGUAGAUUUUUCCGUUUGUCACGAAAUGGGACUGAAGAGGCAACGAAGGUAGUUAAUCUCAUAGAGGAAUGUUUUUUUUGGAAAAAUCUUCAAAGACCGAGUUUCAGAUAACCACAGUUUUGAGUAGAAUGUCUUCCCAUGUCGAGGUUUUUUUUUAUGAUUUCCUUUUUACCUAUCAAAAUUGGUAACGCCAAAAUACUAAGCAAUUAAAAUCUUCUAACUGGUUUUCUGAACAAAAAGCCAAAUCGCAUUAGUUGCUAAUUCGGAAAGUGUAGUUCGUUUGGCACAGUGUCGGUCUUAAUUGAAGUAAGCUUGUAAGUUUGUUUAAAAUCUUUUAACAUCAAUGAGAGUCAUUAUGAGUUAAAAAAGGUAAACCUUUGAAAUUUCAAAACGUUUGAGCACACAUAAAGUUGUUGUGGGAAGUUCAUCAUUUUUAAUUCAAAAAUAUGGAUCGUCGUUUUUGUGAUUUCGGCCCAAAAACCGUCCCAAAAACUCACAAAAAGAGAAUAGAAGCUUCAUAAGCUGUCUAGACUUGUUGAGUGCUGUCGAUUACAUAUAUUAGCAAAACAUUUCACUUUUUUCCGUUUUUUUAAGCGUAUAAAAUGAGGAAAAACGCGACAAAAAAUGGCGCGUUUUUUGAGGGGAAGUGGGCGUGGCUCUGCGGUCCCUAAGUAUGAAUAUAAAACAUCAAAACCUCACGAUUGCUCACAUGAACAUUCUUUGAAAGUUAGGUACCUGUCGGAAAUGGGAGCGGCCAAUCUUUCUCUCGGUCCCAUGGUCGCCGGUGAAUGGCGAGACUUUCCGAUCAACAAGAUCAUGAUUUUUGAAAAAAAGUCUUUUUCUGAUAAAUCGUUACCUUUGGGGAUAGAGAUUAUCAUAUUUAAUAUGCACACCUUACACUUUAACCUCUUUUGAUAUCCCCAACAACUUAGAAAUUUCAAAGUGAUCCCUACAGGGGUUAGGGGAAAACAGCCCCUGUAGGGACCGAAAAGUGGUCCCUAUAGCGGUAUAAUCAAGAUGGACUCUAUAGGGUUUUAGAAUAUGACCAAUUAGAUCCUUAAACUUAUGUGUUCCCUAUAGGAGUCGUUCAAUUUCAUUUGAAAAAGCUUAGAGGCCGAAAAGUGAUCCCUAUAGGGAUAAAAUUAAGGUGGUCCCUUUAGGGGUUAAGGGUCUGACCUCUUGGCCCCUAAAGCUCAAGUGGUCCCUAUAGGAGUCGUUCAAUUCCAUUCAAAAAUGGUUAUUUUAUUUUUUCGCAUGAAAAUGCUUCAUAAAAAUUAUCGACUAGCAUGUCCCAGGGGCCAAAAGGGACCGCUUUUGAAAGCUUUCGUGGCCCUAUAGGGGUUGGUAAAGUGGUCCCUAGAGGCCUCAGCCCUCAAGGUUGCCCCAAUAGGGACCACUCUGGAGUUCCUAAGAAUAUUAACGAAUUGAUAUGACCUAAGAACGGCCGUAGAAACUUGGAAAAACUGAAAGCGUUGACAUAGAAUUCUGAGGUAGAACUAGAGUGAAGCCUGAAUUAUCCAUCCUAGAUAUAGUUUUUUUUUUUCAUGUAGAGAUAAAAUCUUAAGGAAUGCAUGGGCGGUCUCGCGCAUCUGCUCAACGCGUCGGUCGUCCAGUUCUCGAAUUGGCCCAUUGCCGACGGCUACAUCACGUCCCUGAACGUGCCAGCGACGCCGUCGGCUUUCCCGAAAACCGGUUUGUAACACAGUUAUCAGGGUAUUUUUUGAGUCAUUACGUCGUCCCUGAACUGCCGCCUACGCAUACUUCUCCUUGUGAAGGCAAAAAAAAAAACAUGUACGCUUUUUCGAACGAAACAGAACGUUUUAAAAAAGCUCGUUUUCCGCUUUUUUCCUGGAAGACGUAUCAAAAAAAAAGUGGUACUUAGGAGCUCCAGAGUGGUCCCUAUAGGGGUUGGUAAAGAGGACCCUAGAUCUUUCAAAGGUUCCGAAGGUUGCCCAUUUAGAGGCCAUUCUGGAGUUCCUGAGUUGGGGCCACUGCUUGCAGAAGUGGUCCCUACAGGGGUUUUAGUUAGCGGUCCUUAAAGAAGACAUUCUAGGCGGUAGUUGUGAACUCUAAGCGAAGAAGCAUUUGCAUGAGAAAAACUGAAGGAAUAAGCGUUUUCGAAUAGAAUGGAAAGACCCCUAUAGGGUCCACUUGAGCUUUAGGAGCUAAGAGGUAAACCCAUAUAGAAAACAAACCCCCCUAUAUGAUAUAGGGAUCAUCUUGAUGUUACCUCUAUACCCCUAUAAGGACCAGUCUGGAAUUCCUACGUAAGAUCCCUCCAGAAGAAGAGGAAGAAAAUUAAAGAGAAAAUAAUUAAAAAUUUAAAUCCUUUGAAGUUUAUUUCAAAACAGAAACACAUUACGGAAAACGUGCACAGCCUGUUAAUGAGUCCCUUACAGGAACGCGUCUCAGUGGGAAUGGAAUGAACUUUUUGGAGCGAUGCAUGAACGUCGUGUUCCACGUGUGUAUCGUGUUCACUCGCUUUGUACAGAUGCACGUACUUGACACUCUUUUCAUCAGCCGCCAGCAUCCGACGGUCGGUCGUGCUGCAAACGAUUCCAAGACUUCUCUCCUUCAGAUCACCGUGGAACGGUCGGAAGCACGACGAACGAUCUACGCAGGACGCUCCGAGCUUCUUUUUGAAGUCGUUCGUCCCAUCAACAACCGCAUACGACACUUUGGUGCUGGCAUCACAGAGUUAGGGAGAAAAAUUUGACAAUAUCUCUUUCUUUUUACAGGAAACCUCAACAGUUUGCCACCACUAUCGACCAGCCUUACAACCUGGAGGAAAGUCCUCCGAGCGUCUACAAAGGCUUCGGCUAUAACUCUACCACCUCCAUCGGUCAUAUCCACUGUGAGAACACGACGAUGUCUUCUGAAAAGUCCAAAAGACGCAGUUGGAUGUUCGGAGUUACUGAACGUCCUACGGUCUCUCUCCGUCGAGACGCUAUCCUUACGCAGUUCCCAGACAUGGACUGGAAACGCAUCGACAGCAAUCCUUUCAUCCUCGUCAGCUUUGGCAGUGUCGCUCAGGUCGACAAGAUGUCGGUGCGGCUUCUGAGGUCUCUGCUCGACACGUUUGCCCGGAUACCCCGGCUCGUCGUCUGGCAGGCCAACGCCUCUCUUGAUCGUAUUCUCCAACGCGAGAAGAUCGAACUUCCGGACAACGUGCUCAUCUACCGCUGGGUUCCUAUCAAGCAACUUCUAGGUAUUUUCCCCAUUCUUUUUCGAUUACACUUUUUUUCUUUGAACGUACGCUGUUUUUACAUUGUAAGGAGAGCGAAAAUAGUUCAAACUCAACCUCCGCCAAAGUCCAAUCAUGGGCAAAGUCGGAACGAGUGGAAAAAGACUCCAUAGAAUUUUUCCUUUUUGAUACCUUUUUGCGCCAUUUCAUCGGUUCUUAUGCAACAUUUUUGCUGCCUCUCUCUUUUUCCACCAUUUCUUGAGCCUUCAAAGUUCCAGAAAAAAAUGGAAGGCUUUAUAAAGGGACCCUUUCUGUGGCCUUUUAUGAGCCUCUUCCUUUUAGCGACCUUUAUCCACCAUUCCGACCUUGCCCGAAAAUUUAUGAAACAUUUUCAAAGUUAUCUGAUUCUAUUACGCUUUUUUUAUCGUUGUUUUUUUGAUUCCUGAAGUUUUUUUGAGAAUUGAAAAAUUUUUUUGAUUUAAGGGGGGUGUGAGAAGGAAAUUUGACGCGAAAUCUUUCGGAGUUUUGAAUGACAAGGUUUCAAGUUGUACGCACCGUUUCCGACGGAUAUUUUCUCGUUUUAGUGGUUUUUCUGAAGAAUCAUCUUGCUUCAGCGCAUCCUCGAAUCGAACUGAUCGUGUGCCACGGCGGUAUCAACACUGUCAACGAACUCAUGCUUUUUGGCGUCCCCGUCCUCGGCGUCCCCCUUCAGGUAUCUUUGUCCCGAAAUUUGAGUAUUCCUCUUCUUUUUCAGGGUGAUCAAGCUUCGAACUUGAAAAGAGUCGUCGAAUUGGGAGCUGGUGAAAUGCUCACCAUUCAUGAACUAUCGGGGCAUUUGGAAGGCACCAUGAGGCACAUGUUGGCGAAUCUCGAGAGGUUUUUCCCAUUUUUCUGUCGUUUGAUUGUUAUCAACCUGUUUUUUGAUGUGUUGAAAUGAGAAAAGAGGAAGAGAUAUUUUUCAAAAAAGGGGAAAAAGUUAGCUCGUUAGAUAAUUGAAUAAUUAAUCGAAAACAGUGACUAAUGUGUACGGCUAGACGAGGUCAGAUUAAUUGUGUACGUUAUUUAAUGAGAAAGUUUAAUGAUAGCCAUAAAUAGAAAAGAGUUGAGAGUUAAUUGUUCCACUACGAAAAAAAGAGAAGUUACUACCAGGAAAAAAAAAAUGUAUUACCAGUUUUUUCCUUCAACUUCGUCUUUAUAUUGAUAUUCAAAACAAAAAUUUGCAAGCUGAAUUAAUAAGUGAAAUUUUGACGAGUCACCUUUGUUUGGCGAUGCUUAGGAACUCCAGAGUGAUCCCUAGAGGGGCAACCUUAGGCCCCCUUAGAGGGUCCCCUCUAGGGACCACUAAAGUUUGCAAAAGUGGUCUUUAUAGGUGUUUUAGUUAGUGGUCCCUAUAGGGGACAUGCAGGUCGAUAAUCGUUGUCAUGGGGAAAUGUAUAAACAUGUUACCCAUGGAACUGAUUUUGAAACGUACCUUAGAAAAUUCAGAGUGACCCCUAUAGGGGUUGUUGUCUCCCCCUAACCCCUAUAGGGACCACUCUGGAGUUCCUAAGUGAAAGAUCAGUUCGAGUAGUUUUAAUAAAAUAAAAAUUGCUUUUGAAAUGAUGCAAUUUUCGGCAGCGUUGUGUUGUGUAGAUGAAAAUUUCCUCUUUUCUCAAGUUUCUAGAUUUUCUUUAAAACCUUGUCACCACCCAAUGUUUCGACGUUCGCAAAAAGACGAUCAAAUGCAGAUAUUGGUUGCGGAGCGAGAAGCUGUCUCGAAUGCUGGAAAUGCAUCGCGAGAUGCGCGGCGACCUCCAGGGCUUCUGGUUGAACUGGACCGCCCGUCACGGACGCAAACUGGAGUCUCGUACGCUUUUCCGGAUGGAGUACCUCGGCGACGUCGAAAACGUCUUCUGGGCCUCCGUCGCUUCUAUUCUCGUCUUGUCCGCAUUUAUUUGUGCCUUGUGA